Magallana angulata is the source of this 2193-nucleotide messenger RNA. RefSeq lists its product as uncharacterized. The transcript is spliced from 8 exons. Bases 271 to 861 code for a protein of 196 amino acids. NCBI's taxonomy places the organism in Eukaryota, Metazoa, Mollusca, Bivalvia, Ostreida, Ostreidae. The record is from RefSeq and is a predicted model, not a curated record.
AACACAACAGGCUCCAUUUCUGAAACGACUUAUUUGAUUGGAUGAUAUUCAUAAAUAUUUGCUCACUAAAACGAGCGUUGAAAUUUAAACUGACCCACGGGUGAUGGAGAAAGGACCGACACGGAAUUAACCGUGGGUUUCCGACGAUGGUGGAACUUCUGUAAAGGUGGAGUAAUAAUUGGAAGUGAGUGUACUUGCAGAAUAUCUGUGAUGCUGAAAGCAACGAAAAUACUGAAGCAAAGACUGGCAUAAUAGGAACUGCAGAGGAAAAUGAUCAGUACAUUCUAUGCUUGGUUCUUGAGCCCUCUUCUGUUUAUACCUUUUGUCCAAGAAGCUGACCUUAGCAAUAUUCAACCCAAACAGCAGGUCACAAUGAAUUUCUGUGGGGUCUAUCAGUCUAACUUAUCUGAUAGCUCAGGACCUUGGAUUCAUAGCAUGUGUAGCAAGGAGCUCGAAAAGAUUCACUGUCGGAGAGGAAAGAUAAGACGCUGUGUGCCUUUUAUUUCAGGGAAUUUCUUUGCUUGUUGCAUCAAAGAUAUAGGUCACGAUCUGAAAGAUAACCAGUGCAUUUUGGUAACACAUAUUGGAGGAUCCAACAAAAAAGUGGCUCAGUGUUAUGAGGGUGAAUACUGUUCGCUUCAUGUUGCUGCCAGUUCCCAUACAAAAGAUACCUUGACUCCCAACGCCACUAAUUUAAUCAGCAAAAGUACUGAAUCAAGUCAAUGGCUGACCGCUGCAGCUUUUACUUUUCCACUUUGCUGUUUGAUCAUAUUAGCCGUUUGCUUCAUCUUGGUACUCCUGUACAUGUGCCGUAUCGCUGGAUGUGCGUUAAGUCUUGCGACAAGACAUUUUGAUUGUUGAGUAAUGAAUAAUUGCUAACAAAAGAAAUACGAAAGAUUAAAUGAACAGAAAGAUGCCUGUAUUCUUUAGAAAGAAAGAUCUAAAAUUAAAACCACCCCAUUGUAUAUCAACGCUUAUAGAACUUUAAAUGUUUGCUUAUUGAUGUAUAUUUAAUGUCGUUGAACUAAGGAGUGAAGAAAAUACCUUCCUUAAGCUAGAUUCUGAAUCCAUGUUUAUAUUCAGGUCUAUAAUUUACAACAUUUUCUUACUGAACUGGAAAGGUGUACUGUAAUUUAAUUUUGUCAAAAAUAUGAAAGAGAAAUUCUUUUUAGAUACUCUCUGUGAAAUACUAUAAGAAAUCAGUUUUUAAAAUUGAUGUAGAACUUUUGAUAAUUAAUAAUUAAAGUCUUUGUUUCUGCAAAGAAAUCAUUCUGAUUAUCACAUUUACUCAUGUUGUGCUUGUUGUACUUAUCUACAUAUUUAGAUACGAAAAUAUAAAAUACAUACUAGUAUAUGAUUAGUGUUUCUCGUUCAUCAGAUCCAGACCUCCAACUUGAUUGGUUCACCGUUUUAGUCUAUUUCCCCCCAGAAAUAUUAAUUCAAUGUUUUUAAUGAUAAUGAUCUUUAUUUAUUAAUUUUGUCCAAAAUGAAUAUUAUGAGGUAAUAAUUUCAGUCAUCAAAUAUAUAUCGUAAAGCCAUUCGGGCUUUGAUCACCCCCUAACCGAAAUUAUCACCUCAUAACACUUAAAAUUUGAAUAUAAUUGUUUUGGUAUCUUAACAUUUUGAAGUCUGAAAACAAAUUAUCCCUCAUUUUAAUAAAUUGGUCGAUUGAUAAAUUAAUCAAUCUGCUCUACUCCUUCUUCUGAAAUUUCUAUUACUAAUUUAAUGAAUAUGUUCAUAUGUUUUUCCAUUUUACAUAGAGAAACUCAGAGAGUACGUGUAUAACAACGCACCGUUUUACAUAAAUCUUUUCUCGUUAUUACGAGAUCUUUUCUCGAAAUAGCGAGAUCUUUUCUAAUAACAACAAGAAAAUUUACUCGAAAUAAUGAGAUCUUUUCAAGUAAUAACGAUUGCAGUAUCAUGUAAUUUUAAAUCAGACCAAAAAGUUAUUAUUUACAUUUAAGGUAGUAUAGGAGACCUUCAUGUUGUGACGUAUUGUUUAUCGAAAUAAACAAUAAAAUGAAGUCUAAUUACAUAAGAAGUUUUUUUCUGUCAUCUAACAGCGUAACGCAGUGGGUUAGGGUAUUUACUACGAAUCUGUACGUCAUGAGUUAAAAUCUUGAUGAGGUUAAACCUUUUUUACCUCUCUAAAUAUUUUCAAAAGUUAACAUUUGGUUAAAUAUUGUAAAAUUU